Messenger RNA from Ceratina calcarata, 2119 nucleotides. RefSeq names its product X-ray repair cross-complementing protein 5. Gene Ontology annotation, biological process: telomere maintenance; double-strand break repair via nonhomologous end joining. The transcript has 13 exons. Gene Ontology annotation, molecular function: telomeric repeat DNA binding; DNA helicase activity; double-stranded DNA binding. The coding region runs from base 161 to 1816 and encodes 551 amino acids. The record is from RefSeq and is a predicted model, not a curated record. Gene Ontology annotation, cellular component: Ku70:Ku80 complex. Lineage: Eukaryota; Metazoa; Arthropoda; Insecta; Hymenoptera; Apidae.
GGAAGGAGAAUACCUCUCUCUACUACUACUGCUACUACUCUACUGUAAGUAUAGCGCAGCUGAUUUCUGAAUAUAUUCCAGGUAAUUUUCACACCUGAAGUCGUGUUAAAUUAAAUCAGCGUUUUCUUAAAAAGAGUACGUGAUCACAUAAUUACACGAAAUGGCUUCGAAAGUAAAAAAGGAGGAAGUAAUAAUAAUCUUGAUAAACAUAGGCAUGAAAAAGUCUUUACUGGAUAAAGCUAAAUUCAUUACCCAAAAAAUGAUGGAAAACAUGAUAUUUACCAAACCACACAGCAAAAUUGCGGUAAUAUUAAUGAAUUCUUGUUCUACUAAGAAUGAGUUAAAUGCAGAGCACAUUGAAGAAUUUAUAGAGUUCCAAGCUCCAACUUGGGAUUGUAUAAGAAAGAUAAUCAAUUUGGAGAGUAAAGACUAUCGUUGUAAUUGGGUAGAAGCCCUUGAAGCGGCUAUACAAUAUGCAGAAAAAUACAUUGAGGAGGAGAAAAAGAUUUCUGAAAAAAAAAUUAUAUUGAUGUCUGAUUUCAAUGAAGACGAAGAUGUUAUAUCCCAAUUUAAUGCAGAAGCAAUAGCUGAUAGACUUUCUGAACAAAAAAUUGAACUGACCACAUUAACAGAUGAAUCAUUAGAUAAGAAACCAGCAAAAUCUCUGACAACUAGCGAGGUGCUUCUUAAAGAAGUCCAUAUGAAGGUCAACGCCCAAUGUACUACGUUUGACCAUGCUAUGUCGAUCAUAAGAUAUCACGUAACAACAACAAAAGGAACACCGACUUACUUCACCUUAGAAUUGGUUGAUGUAAAAAUACCAAUUGCCACUUACGUUAAAAUCAUGACAGGUAAAUUACCAAACUUGCAAAAGACCGUAGGCGACAAAAAAGUAAGCACGCAAGUGUAUUAUUUUAAUAGAACCAGAGAAUCUUUCGAGAAAGAUGAAAUUGUAGAAGGAUUUAAGUACGGUGGAACAUUUAUUCAAAUUGAAAAGAAACUACAGAUGGAAAUGACUUAUAAGAGUGGCGAAAAAAGCUAUAGAGUGCACAGUUUCAUAAACAGAGAUAAAAUUGAUUUGGAUUAUCUUUAUGUUUCUGGCAGUCAUGUCGUUGUACCGGGAAGCAAAGAACAAACCGUGAUAGAACAGUUUUAUAGCUUAGUGAAGGCGAUGCAUAACACAAAUACCGUUGCUGUUGCAAGAAGGAUAACAACCGCCAAUUCUGUACCUAGGAUGGUCGCACUAUUUCCUUGUAUGGACGUGCCUGAUGAACCAUGGUGCUUAAUCGAGAUACAAUUGGCAUUUGAAGAAGAUAGAAGGGUAAUUGAGCCAAGAGGCAUAAAAUCGAAUAUUAAACAAUUGUCUGAUGAACAAAACGAAGCUGUAGAUAACUUAGUAGAUUCCUUGACUCUUCCUGAUAUCGAAGAUAAUUGUGAAGUGGACGGUAGUCAACAUUUCCUACCAGGAUGUGUACCGAACCCUUCAGUACAGCGCUUCUUUCACGUGUUAUCGUCUCGUGCUCUGGAUCCAAAGAAACCAUUGCAGGCAAUGGAUGAUUAUAUGAACGAAGUUAUGGUAAUGCUAUCGAUAAAAGAAAAAGCGCAUCAGAGUUUAAAGAAGAUCUCACAAGUGUUUCGCCUGAAUCAAGAAAAGAAAUCAAAAUCAACAACUGGAAAAGAAAUAGGUGAGGAUACUGAGACCAGUAGUAAGAAAGAAGUUGAGAUAAAAGAGAGCGUUGAAAGUAGCAUCGAAAUUCCCACAUUAAAAGCAGAUGUCAUGGACGUUGAUCUAGACGAACUGGCUGCCAACAUUUAAUAUCGACUAUGUGUAUCUCAAUAUUUGCAUUAGAGUUAUUCCAAGCGGAAAUGUUUAAGAAUUUUCAAUUAAGGAAAACAAGAUAAGUUAUUUUUUGGCAAUCUAUUAUUGUAUGGAAAUAAGCAAACGUGUGUUUUCUAAAUGAUAAGUCUAAGGCCUUCCAAGUAUUAUAAGAUCUAAUGUUUCCUAAAUAUAAUUGAACAAGAUUUUUAUCUUUCUCCUUUCCUUGGGUAGAAAUUUUAAACACUGUCGAUUUGGUGUAAUUUCGUCAUCAUAUAAUAAAACGCCAGGAAACAAAUCAAA